Prunus armeniaca (apricot) is the source of this 1464-nucleotide messenger RNA. Lineage: Eukaryota; Viridiplantae; Streptophyta; Magnoliopsida; Rosales; Rosaceae. The record is from the annotation of a GenBank genome assembly.
AUGGUCUCAACUCGCAACCAACGCAAAGCUUCUGGAGAAGAACUUUUAGGUCCUUUGCUCGUACACCGAAAGCCAAGGUCCAAGAGAGACAAUAUGACUGGAGAAAACAAACAGGAUACAUCUAGUGAUGGCGAUCGCAUCACUAAACUUGAGCAACAAGUUGAAAACUUGUCUGCAUCAAUCCUUAAACUCGUGGAGAGUUUGAAGACUGGAAAAUCUUCACGUCCAUCAACUUCAUCUGAGCCUGAUCAAAAGCUCAAGAAAAAGGUUGUUGAGGAUAGCGAAGAUGAAGACGACAUACAAGCUGAUCCAACGAAAAAGGAAGCUGAAUCAGGUGACAAUAAAAAUUCUAUUGAUACCUUAAAGAUUGAUUUUAAGGUUGACAUCCCUAUUUAUAAAGGAGAUAUUGAUCCUGAAAAGCUAGAUAACUGGAUAGACACAUUAGAAACUUAUUUCACAGUUUAUAAGUAUUCUAAUGUGCAAAAAAUAAAAUAUGCGAGUUUGAAACUUUCAAGCCAUGCCCUUACAUGGUGGAAGUCCUAUCAGAGACGGUAUGAUGUCUCAGAAUUGACUUGGAAGAACUUCAAGAAGCUUUUGAGAAAACAAUUUUAUCCAGUUGGCUAUGAAGAUGAAAGAUGGUAUAAGUGGCAACACUUCAGACAAAGAUUUGGGCAGCCUGUACAAGAGUAUACAACAGAGUUCCACAACCAAGCUAUGGUUCUGGACAUUGACGUUGACGACUACGACGUUUUCAUGAAGUAUACCGGAGGUCUUGCCGACUACAUACGGAAAGAACUAAAAUUGUUCACCGUAGAUACUAUUGAAGAUGCUACUGUGAAGGCCAUAGCCAUUGAGGCAAAAAAUAAAAGAACUGACAAGAAGGAUGACAGAUCAAAACCUGUCAACAAAACUGACUGGCAGAAAAAGGGGAAGCAGAGCAAGGAAGGUCAGACACAGAAUGUCUACUGUGAUCACUGUCAAACCAGCAGACAUGCCAAAGACAAGUGCUGGAUACUCCAUCCAGAGUUACGGCCAAAGCGCGAGAAAAACAACCAGGGGAGAAAUGACAGAAAAGCCACAUUAACUGCACAACGGGCAGAAGAGCUUCCAGAGUUGAAGCAACCUGAUGUUACACUUACCCUUAUGACAAGACCAGCAGAUACUGAAGACACGUACAACCGUGAAGAGCUGUUUCAUGUGAAUAUCCAGGUGAAGCAAAGUGUUGUACAAGCUAUUAUUGACCCUGGAAGUCAGAAAAACCUGAUUUCAGAGGCUUUAGUAAGAACAGUGGGUUUAAACACCACACCACAUCCUAAGCCGUACCCGUUAGGAUGGAUUCAGAAGGAUGUUGACUUACAGAUCACGAAGCAAUGUACCUUCAAAUUUGCUAUCACCAAUCGAUAUAUCGAUGAGGUGACAUGUGAGGUGGUUCCCUUUGGAUGUUUGCCAAGUCAUAUUAGGUAG